Messenger RNA from Cryptomeria japonica (Japanese cedar), 2593 nucleotides. RefSeq lists its product as uncharacterized. The transcript is spliced from 2 exons. The record is from RefSeq and is a predicted model, not a curated record. Bases 116 to 1498 code for a protein of 460 amino acids. Lineage: Eukaryota; Viridiplantae; Streptophyta; Pinopsida; Cupressales; Cupressaceae.
UCCGUUUGCUGUUUUUCUGUGUGGUUUUCCUGCAACAAUAAUUGUUGCAAACUUACAGAAAAAAACUUUUCCAUAAUAGUCGUGAUAUACAGGAUAGCUUAAUCCUUGCAAGGCCAUGGCGAGAGAUGGGGGUGAGUAUGUGGAAAGCUGGAGUGAAAUAGCCAAGAUAUCUGUGGUGUUGGCAGUGGUGGUGAUAUUUAUUGUCUUCAUAUCAAAGGACGCAGUGAAGGCGUUGAAGAGGAGAGCGCAUUGGAUUCCAGGCGAUAGUCUUGUACUCACUGCUCUUACAAUUCAAUUGCUUAACCAGCUUAGUGGGCAUGGAGCGUUGGUGGAAGAGGCAUUGAACAAUCCUUCUCCAUUCAGAGAAAACAUUCUUAAGAGCGAUUUUUAUAUGAUUCAUAGCAGCCAGGUGAUGCUCUGUAUAGCCAUAGCAUAUAUGGUGCCAGGAAUGCCCGCUCGCGGCUUCGAAGACGCGUGGGGCAAGCCAACGGCCUUGGUCAUAACUAUCCUUGUCCACAUUACUUCAGAAGUAUACACUAUACAUCAAGCUGACUCUACAUUAACUGGUUACCUCUAUAUUUGGCCGCAAUCAAAUGAAAGUAACCACACAGUGUACAUUGCCAUAGCUUUCACAGUGUCCUUCUCUUUCCUAAUGCUCGUUCUUCUUCUGGGCUGCGCUACCAUAGCUGGCAAGGGCAUCGAAGGCAUCAUUUCUCAGAAAAUUCCUCUGAUUCUUUCCACGCCCAGUUCAGAUCAGUGCUCAUCUUGUUGGCAGGCAGUUGAAGAGCAAAUAAUGCGGUCAUGGAUUGUUGCUCGUGCUUCCAACCCCGAAUACAUCAUUGCCAGGUCGCCAUUGAGUUCGUCAGUUGCUGCCAUUGUUACAGUUCAAGCCGUGGCUUCAAUAGCUAGGUGGUAUAUUGAGGGCCCAUCUGUAGUGAUCUACGAUUUGUUUGCAGGGUUAAAGUUCGCAGGUACAGUGCUUCAACAAGUGUUCAUAUGCAUAGGAUGGGCAAUCAUCGGAUGGAGAUGGGCCACUGCAGUGGGUUAUUACACCAGAUGGCAGUCAGACAACUGGCGUAGCGGCUUUCAGAUGGAAGAUUUUUGGACCAGACACAUUAGAGAGAUGCAGGAGGCCCUACAACCCCAUCUGACCGAAGAAAAAAAGCUUGAGAAGAAGGUGAAAAAGCUAAUUGCCAAGGAUCCCACCAGUCUAGCAGUACCAAGGCAAUUGUUGUAUGUGGUGCUUUUGUUGCAGUGGCUAGUGGUCUUAUGCAGUAAAGUCUGCUGGAUUGUCUCUCUCUGGAUUUUCCAAAACAAAUGUAUGAGGAAGUUAUUGUCUUUCAUAUUAUCCAAGCAUGAAAUAGCGGCUUUCGAAGACUACUCAAAAUAUAGAAAAAUUCUGGAGGGUGUGGAGAUGCUAAGGGAGACUCCUCAAAGCCUGUGGAUGGCUAACCGUAAGUCUAUUGCAGAAGCGAGGAAUCUUAUCAGAUUGGGCUAAGAUGAUGCGGAAUAUAAUUGCGAAGAUCUGAUUGCCUUUCUGGCAGAAAAAAGGACCCCUGGGAGUUUAGGCAUUAAUUUUCUGGAUUCCAGUAAACAUCAGAUGGGAUUGAAGUAUUUAUGUAAUGAGCAGAGAGCACAAUCAAGCAGGGUGGAAAUGCAGUCACUAGAUGUAGAAAAGCACUUCGCAGACGUGGGUAAAACAUCAUGGAAAAUGACAGCGGUGUCCCUACUUACAAUUAUUGUCGAGCUGUCUCCAAUUUGCGUGGAAGAUGAUGAUGAAGCCUGUUCCGUUUCUCAUGCUUUUCCUCCAAAACGGGCUGAAGAUUGUUUAAAAGCAUACUCUCAAGCAUGGGAGAUUGUAGAUUUUAUUGAGGACACAGAGAUAGGACGUGACCAAAUCAUUAGUCAAGCAGCUGAUAAACAGUUCCGCAGACUAAAGACCAUAGUGAAGAAGGGGAGUCUUCCUAGUAAUAAUUUUCGUCAUGCAACUCCCAAGUGCGUGUCUACAGCAUUGAAUGAGCUCGCAGAGGAAUAUAAAAAGCAAACGGAGCCAUCUGGUGGGGUGAACAUUGUAUCUGCAGUAUUUGGUUCACUAGGGGUGAAAAAUAAGAAAAAGGGCAAAGAUCUCCAUUCAGAAAAUUGGGAUAGAGUGGGAGGCAAUGACUCAAUUGAUUGGAAGGCUGCUGCAAUUGGCAAUGGCAUCUACAAACUGUGCAAAAGCAUUGACUAUAGCUCAACUUCUGACGUCAAGGAACUGGUUAAUGAGAUAGAAUCUUCUUGGCAGAUAUUAUAUAUGGUUGCAUCAUUCAAGCGAAAUCCAGACUGGUGUUGAGCUCCAGAAAGUGGGCUCGAGAUUCCCAUGAAAACAAAAUGGUAGAGCACUUUAUACGACUGGGAAAGCCAGAGUAGUAAUGGAGAAAUUGGAACAUGUUGAGAAGGAAAGGACCAGCGACACCAACUCCCUCGCAAUAGUUGGUUUUUAGCUCGUGGUGGUAGUCUCUUUAAGCCUGGAUGGUUAGGUGAUAAACUUUUAUAUGAAGUGACAUCAUUAUGUAACUGCUCUAUUUCUAAGCAUAAGUUGUGUUAGCACAUU